UAAUUGGAUCCUUUAAAAUCCUUUAAGCUGGCUGGUCUAAAGAAUUGUCUUCGCUGCUGAACGGACAGAGAUGAGCACGGUCUACCACCAUGCUAGAUAAUACAGAAAAUACAAAUGAUUCAGUGCAUUCCAAUGAGCAGCAAGAGAGUCAGCAUCAGAUUAGCAUUGUGCCUCCAGAGUCGGCAGGGAAAUCCACACUGAAGAUAAAAAAGAAAGUAAUAACAGAGGAGUAUAAGCUUGCAGGACAAGUGCUCGGGGUAGGCAUCAACGGCAAGGUCUGGGAAAUAUUCCAGAAGAAAAGUGGCAAAAACUAUGCCUUAAAGAUGUUGCGGGACACCCCUAAGGCUCGACGGGAAGUGGAGCUUCACUGCAGGGCAUCGAGCUUCCCAUGUAUCGUAGGAAUCGAAGAUGUCUUUGCGAAUUACUACCAAGGCAAAAAGUGUUUGCUUCUCAUCAUGGAGUGUAUGGAGGGGGGAGAACUCUUUCACCACAUUAAGGAACGUGGUGAUCAAGCUUUCACUGAAAGAGAAGCCUUGGAAAUAAUGAGAAAUAUAGGAGAAGCUGUGGAAUUUCUGCAUGGUAUUAACAUUGCUCACAGAGACCUCAAGCCAGAGAAUUUAUUGUACACUUCAAAGCAUCCGGAUGCCCAGCUCAAGCUUACAGACUUUGGAUUCGCCAAAGAGACCACAUCUAACAACUGCUUGACCACCCCGUGCUACACACCUUAUUAUGUGGCCCCAGAGGUGCUUGGUCCAGAGAAAUAUGAUAAGUCAUGUGACAUGUGGUCAUUAGGAGUCAUCAUGUACAUCUUGUUGUGUGGAUAUCCACCAUUCUACUCAAACCACGGCUUACUGCUCUCACCGGGAAUGAAAAAACGCAUACGGAAUGGCCAGUAUGAAUUUCCAAACCCUGAAUGGUCACAAGUGUCGGAGGAAGCAAAGCAGCUCAUUUGCCAGCUACUGAAAACAAAUCCUACAGAGAGAAUGACCAUCACACAAUUCAUGAACCAUUCUUGGAUCAGUGUGAGCAUUAGCAUUUUAAAUCUAAUCUUUGAAUAA
Sinocyclocheilus grahami is the source of this 1058-nucleotide messenger RNA. RefSeq names its product MAP kinase-activated protein kinase 2-like. Gene Ontology annotation, biological process: protein phosphorylation. The coding region runs from base 90 to 1058 and encodes 322 amino acids. The transcript is spliced from 8 exons. Gene Ontology annotation, molecular function: ATP binding; protein kinase activity. The record is from RefSeq and is a predicted model, not a curated record. NCBI's taxonomy places the organism in Eukaryota, Metazoa, Chordata, Actinopteri, Cypriniformes, Cyprinidae.